CACCCAAGACACAUCGAAGAAGAGCGCCAAGUCCAAAAAGACAAGACACUCAGCCAGUACACCCUCCCGUCAUGGCCUCCAGACAACGACCAGCUGCCCCGCUCUACCGCAACGUCCAGUCACGCAUUGCGGCAGGCACUCGCUCGCGGGCUGCUCUCCCGCCGCUCGACUACUCGUUCAAGGAGCUGACCGAUGUCCUGUCGAUUGUCCAUGAAGAGCCGCGAUCGGGCUAUCGGAGGAUUGUCGAGAUCGAUGAUGAGGAGAUGGAGGCUGCCGCUCGCCAGGCUGCCGUCCUCGGUGGCGUGGCUGGCGACGAUGGCGAUGAUGUUGAGGCUGGUGCUUCGGCCAAGGCUCUGUCAGGCCCACAGACCAAAGGUCGCGGCAAGGGGAAGGCGCCCUCGCGUCCGCCGGGCAUCACCACUGCCAUCCGACUCUGCAACAACUACCUGUCGUCGCUCGAUGGUCUCGAGGAGGCUCUUGCCGAGGUACUUGACGAACCGGCAGAGCUCAAGUGGAUCGACCUCUCGUUCAACGCCCUCGUCGACAUCGACGAGGUCCUCACCUUUUUCCCGCACCUCACCACCCUCUACCUCCACGGCAACAACAUUGGCGCCCUGCCCGAUGCUGACAACGACGACGACGUCGCCGCUGUCGCCCUCGCCAACGACAACACUCUUCUGGGUGGCGGCGGGCCCGGGGACAACGACGACGAUGAUGCCGCCGCCGCUGCCGCCGCCGCUGCUACUGCACGCCGUCGCCGCCGCAAGCGUGUCAGCCUCGACAUGGUCGACAAGCUUGGCCUCUUGCCCAACCUCAAGGCGCUGACCCUGCACGGCAACCCAAUCGAGUCGCACCCGCACUACAAAAACUACGUGCUCUCGGUCUGUCCCUCGCUCCGGCACCUCGACUUUACCGGCGUGACCCGCGCGGACCGCGCCGCUGCGCAGGCUUGGGCCUCGAUGCAUCGCGCCCGCUACCGUGCCCGCUCCCGCCCAUCGCCGUAACCUCAUCUAUGACGACGACGCGUACUCGUACUCAUACGCCGUUGUGCCGGGUGUGUUGUAGCCGCCGGUCGGUGCUGCCUUUCCUGCCGCCAGCGCCUCGACGUUGUCAAAGUGCAGCGUCUCGGCCGCGCCAAGCCGCUCGCGAAUGCCCUCGAGC
Thecamonas trahens ATCC 50062 is the source of this 1161-nucleotide messenger RNA. Its product is annotated as leucine rich repeat containing 51. The record is from RefSeq and is a predicted model, not a curated record. The transcript has a single exon. Lineage: Eukaryota; Apusomonadida; Apusomonadidae. The coding region runs from base 72 to 1004 and encodes 310 amino acids.